Galendromus occidentalis (western predatory mite) is the source of this 1821-nucleotide messenger RNA. RefSeq names its product kinesin-like protein KIF3A. The record is from RefSeq and is a predicted model, not a curated record. The coding region runs from base 1 to 1821 and encodes 606 amino acids. Gene Ontology annotation, molecular function: microtubule motor activity; microtubule binding; ATP binding. NCBI's taxonomy places the organism in Eukaryota, Metazoa, Arthropoda, Arachnida, Mesostigmata, Phytoseiidae. Gene Ontology annotation, biological process: microtubule-based movement. The transcript has 10 exons.
AUGAGUGAAGACUCAGCAGUCGACGGGGACGCUGAGGAGAACCGGAAGGAUAAUGUUCAAGUUUGUGUGAGAUGCCGGCCGAUGAGCGAGUCAGAAAUUGUAGGAAAUUACAAAAACAUCAUUACGGUGGAUCACAUCGGCGGAACGGUCACAGUCAACAGUCUGAACCCUUCCGAGCCCCCGAAAAGCUUCACGUUUGAUCUUGUGUUCGGACCAGACUCUAAGCAGGUCGACGUGUACAACAGAGCGGCUCGACCGAUAAUAGACAAUGUUUUGCAAGGAUACAACGGGACCAUUUUCGCUUACGGGCAAACUGGGACGGGCAAAACCUUCACCAUGGAGGGAGACAGAAACGUCCCAGAACUCAAAGGAAUCAUCCCGAAUUCCUUCGCGCACAUUUUCGGUCACAUAGCGAAAGCUGCCGAUCGAAUGAAAUUUUUGGUGAGGACGUCUUAUCUAGAAAUUUACAAUGAGGAAGUCCGUGACCUCCUGGGCAAAGACCAGAGCGUACAACUCGAAGUGAAGGAGAGGCCGGACAUCGGUGUCUACGUCAAAGACCUGUCUUCAUGCGUUGUGAAUAAUGCCGAUGAGCUGGACCGGAUCAUGACCCUCGGCAACAGGAACCGAGCUGUUGGCGCGACGAACAUGAAUGCUCAUAGCUCGCGGUCACAUGCCAUUUUCUCCAUUACCAUUGAAUGCUCUGAACAGGAUCAUGUCCUGAUGGGAAAGCUGCAUCUCGUCGAUUUAGCCGGUUCUGAGCGUCAGAGCAAAACCGGAGCCUCGGGACAACGAUUGAAGGAGGCGUCCAAAAUCAACCUCUCGCUAUCGACUCUCGGCAACGUGAUAUCUGCCCUGGUCGACGGCAAAUCCACGCACGUGCCUUAUCGCAAUUCCAAACUCACGCGACUGCUGCAGGACUCUCUCGGAGGGAACUCAAAGACCCUGAUGGUAGCAAACGUCGGUCCAGCUCAGUACAAUUACGAAGAAACUGUCAGCACUCUAAGAUACGCCAAUCGAGCAAAAAAUAUUCAAAACAACGCUCGGAUCAACGAAGAUCCGAAGGACGCCCUUCUGAAGAAAUUCCAAAAAGAAAUAGAAGACCUCAAACGUCUUCUAGCGGAAACAGAUGCCGAAAGCGGCGGAAGUGGUGCCGAAGAGGCAGAAGACGAGGCGACUCCAAAUGUGCAAGCGUCAGGUCAGAAUGCGGGCUCACAGAAGUUCCAGAAAAGCACUGAACUCCAAGAGAAAUUAGCUUAUCUGCAGAAACGGAUCAUCGUGGGAGGAGAGAAUCUUCUCGAUAAAGCGGAGGAACAAGAAGUUCUCCUGGAGGAGAGUCAACGAGAGCUCGAGAAACGGAAAGAAAUCGAAGAGGCAUUACGGGAGGCUCUGAGGAUCAAACAGGCAGAACGCCUCGACAUCGAAGAGCGCUACUCCGAUCUGCAGGAAGAAGCAGCCGGGAAAUCACGAAAAUUGAAAAAAGUCUGGAGUCUCCGACAAGCGGCCGAAGCGGAGAUGGCUGAUAUGAGGAGAGAUCAUGAGCGUGAGAUGGAAGGAUACAUCGACAGCGUCCGACAACUGAGUAGGGAACUUAAGCUCAACAUGCUGAUCAUAGAUACGUUCAUUCCGGAACAAUUCCAGCAACUCAUCGAGAAAAACUCCACCUGGAACGAAGAUAUCGGAGAAUGGCAACUGAAAUGCGUAGCGUACACAGCGAACAAUCUGAGCAAGCUGGAUACCGCCGCAACCAGUGAACCCGAUGAGCUCGUUUACAGUCGGGACGAUCUGUAUCACUCGUACGGAGUCGCAAAAACACGGAAAUGA